This is a messenger RNA of Dictyostelium purpureum, 873 nucleotides long. RefSeq lists its product as uncharacterized. The record is from RefSeq and is a predicted model, not a curated record. NCBI's taxonomy places the organism in Eukaryota, Evosea, Eumycetozoa, Dictyosteliales, Dictyosteliaceae. The transcript has a single exon. The coding region runs from base 1 to 873 and encodes 290 amino acids.
AUGGUAAUUGGAAAUAUCAACUCAUCCAAUCAAGACAUUGAAAAAGUGUUAAAAGAACAACUUAACCUAAAAAUUGACUUCUUCCUUUCUCACAUCAAAGUCAACAAAAACAAUACCUCCUUUUUCCACCUCAUCGAAAGCAAAAACAACCCAAUCAAAUCAAAGCUACUCCAAUCACCAUACUAUCGUAUUAAGAUUAAGUCUGCAACAAAAUCAAAAAAUCAUCCUAACAACAAAAUCAAUCAAUUAAUCAAUGAAGAUAUGUCCAGGGUCUCCACUGAUAAAGAAGUUGAUAACAACAUUACCAAAAUGAAUCAAUUAAUCAAUGAAUAUUUUUCGGGGUCCGCCACUGAUAAAGAAAUUGAUACCAUCACUACCAUAAUGAAUCAAAUAAUCAAUGAAGAUUCGUCGGGGAUCUACACUGAUAAAGAAUUUGAGAACUUCAUUACCAUAUUCAAUCAAACGAUCAAAAAUGAUUGUGCCGACUCUAAUGAUCAAGAUGAUGAUCACAAAGAAACUAUUUCUGAUAACGAAUCUAACAAUCCAACUAACACAUUAGAUAAAAAUGAAAUAUCUAAUGAUGAAACAAACAAACAAAUAAAAAACCAAUCACCUCAAGAUGACUAUAAAUCAUCAACCAACAAACCCUUAAGAACAUCCAGGGUUAACGCACUAAACAACAUCUUUACAAGAUUAACUUCACAAAAUUCCAAAAAUGAAACCGCCAUAACAAAUACGAAAACCACUACAAAAAGUAACCGUACUCGAAAUGUUAGCCAAAUAUCCACACCAAUCAAAUCCACUACGUACCAAUCAGGUAGUCCGAAAUCACCUGCUAUUGAACAAAAAUCUAAGAAAAAAAAAACUUCUUAA